GCCUGGCAGGAUGCUGGACUUGCCCUGUCCACAACGAGCAAUGAAGCCUGUAAGCUAUUUGAUGCCACGCUGAGACAGUAUGCAACCUGGGCCAGUGAUGAGAGCCUUGGAGGUAUUGAGGGAUCUCUCUCGAAGUUAAUAGCUGCAGAUCCAAAUUUUACAAUGGGACAUGUCAUUGCUAAUGGUUUGCAGCUGAUUGGCACCGGAAGUUCAGUGCGGCUCAACAAAGAGCUGGACAGUGCAAUGAGAACGAUGAUGAUGCUUUCAAAAUCGCAGCCACUGACUGAGCGGGAGAAGCUUCAUGUAUCAGCGUUGGACAUGUUUGCCCGUGGCCAACUUCCAAAAGCUUGUGAUCUAUGGGAACAGAUUCUGGAGAGCCACCCAACUGACCUGCUAGCCCUUAAACUUUCCCAUGACACUUAUUUUUACCUGGGAUAUCAGGAACAGAUGCGAGAUUCUGUUGCCCGUGUUUAUCCUUUCUGGACACCUGACGUUCCACUGAGCAGCUACGUGAAGGGCUACUAUGCUUUUGGACUCAUGGAAACAAACUUUUUUGAUCGUGCUGAGGAGCUUGCCCGAGAGGCUUUGGCUAUAAAUAAAACGGAUGCGUGGUCUGCUCAUACUGUAGCUCAUAUAAAUGAAAUGAAAGCAGAGGUGGAGAAAGGGUUAGAAUUUAUGAAGGAAACAGAAAACAACUGGAAGAACAGUGAUAUGCUUGCUGGCCAUAAUUACUGGCACUGGGCUUUAUACUUUAUUGAAAAGGGUGAAUAUGAGGCUGCUUUGACGAUUUAUGACAAGCAUAUCGCUCCCCGGUGCCUGUUGAGUGGAAGCAUGCUGGAUAUAGUAGAUAACUGUUCGAUGCUGUACAGGCUUCAUCUGGAAGGUGUAAAGCUUGGAGACAGGUGGAACAAUGUCUUCAAGCUUACAAAGAAGCACACCAAAGAUCACAUUACACUGUUCAAUGAUGCACACAUCUUGAUGUCCUCCCUUGGAGCCAAAGACCACAAAGCUACUGAGGAGCUUUUAACAACUCUUCGGGAACUUGCCAAAACACCUUCUGAAGACCAUGAGCUUUCCCUGGCUCCCAGUUUGGGGUUGCCACUGUGCCAGGCUUUUGUGGAGUUUGAAAAUGGAAAUUGUGAUAAAGCUGUAGACCUGCUGUACCCAAUCCGUUAUCAACUGAUCCAAAUAGGAGGGAGUAAUGCUCAGAGAGAUGUUUUCAACCAGUUAUUGAUUCAUGCUGCUUUAAAUUCUAAAUCACAAGCCAAAAAAAACCUUGCAAGGUGCCUCCUGAGAGAACGUGAUAUGAUGAGACCAAAUUCACCAUUGACGGAGCGACUUAUGAGGAAGGCAGCAUCUGUUCAUUCAGUGGCAUAA
Molecule: messenger RNA, 1377 nt
Organism: Pterocles gutturalis (yellow-throated sandgrouse)
Lineage: Eukaryota; Metazoa; Chordata; Aves; Pterocliformes; Pteroclidae
Gene: TTC38
Product: tetratricopeptide repeat domain 38
Exons: 13
Molecular function (GO): protein binding
Source: RefSeq, a predicted model, not a curated record